UAGAUCUAAUCUAUAUUUAGAACAUCAACAAGAUGGCUGUAGUUGAGAGUGAGAGUGAUGGAACUGCUUUUUUGGAAAAGAAUGAAUCGGAUAGGCUUGACUAUUUUAUGCGAUGUGGUUAUUUAAAUAAGCAGUUAGUUACUGAAGAGAAAUACUUUAUAAAAUAUAUGGGAAACAGAUGGAAAGACUUAUCACAGCACCAAAAAGAUGCUUUACUCGACCUUCUUAAUGUUGACGAUAAAACUCGUAAUUUUUACAAGAAUGACUUUUUAAAUCAUACAAAUAAGACAUAUGGAUUGAAGUCAGGCGAAGACAACGUUCAGAACUCGUUCCCUAGGUUAUUUGUGAACUCUGGACAAAAAAUAAAUGUGGAUUUCGAAAAUGAUCUUUGGACAUGGAGAGAUGAGCAUUCAGGUCCAUUUUCUUGGAUGUCCAGAAGUCAACAAGACUUAACUCUGGCUGACUUAGAUGAAGAAAAUAUCUCAAAACCUCAGCCCCGGCUUCCAAAAAUUGAUGUUGAAGCAGAGACCCAGAAGAAAGCCCCACAGCAAUAUUCACAUGCUGGAGAUUCUUGGUCUGUGGAUGUUAUCAGCGACUAUAAAAAGAAAGAGCCACAGAUCAGAAUCACUCCUAAACAUUCUUAUCCAGAAAAAAUUAAAAACAAGCAUUUCCUCGAGGAGGUUAACCCAGCGUUCAAUGAAAGCUGUGAAAAUCUGCCUAAGACUUCUCAGCCUGAAUCAAUUAAUGGCAAGCCUUUUAUAGUCUCUGGUCAUAAAAAUAGUAUUAAUGACAAAGAUCAGCAUCUUACUUCCAAAAAGGUUGGGAAUAAAGGAAGUUUGAUCAAGUCUUCACUAGCUGGUGACAUACUGCCAAACAAGGAUAAUGUUGAGACAACAGACAGUAAGAGAGGAUUUAGUAAUGCUGUUAUGGAGUCUGAGUGGUCCACCUUUGUUGGGGCUAAAAGCUUACCCUUGGCCCCUGAACCAAUGGUGAUGGACAGAAGUGAAUCUGUGAAGUUAACAGAUUCCCCAUACCAGGGUGAUGAUGUUUGUCUUAUUCAGGCCAGCCCAUCAUCAUCUCAGCAGGCCACAGUGAUCUCCCCUGUACACAGUGAAUGGUCAGAAGAGAGCACCCCUGAUCAUACUACUUACCUUCUUAAAGGAAUGCAGUCACCACAACAUCAUAGAAAAACUCACCCAAUGGCUGAGUUGAAAAACAAAAAAGAAACUAAUGACUUGCCCGACUUGGAUGCUGAUGAAGUUUUAAAAGUUGAAUUGAAGGGGGACACAAUUAUUGUCACUACAGAUAAUCCAAAUAACCCAGAGACUGAUAUUCCUACAACUGGCUUUGAUUUCUUAGACAACUGGUGACAUCACAGAAGAACUCAAAAUUUUAUUGCAGUCAACUCAACUAUUAGAAAGUUAAUAAAUAAUAUUGAUAUUCUCUGUU
Molecule: messenger RNA, 1449 nt
Organism: Biomphalaria glabrata
Lineage: Eukaryota; Metazoa; Mollusca; Gastropoda; Planorbidae
Exons: 5
Coding region: 33-1370 (445 amino acids)
Source: RefSeq, a predicted model, not a curated record